AGGACCCAAAACAGAGCGAUGGCGCAGUUCCCACCGAGAGCGUGGCUCCUCUCGGCCGCCUUGGCCCUCGCCCUGCGCGCCGCCUUGGCCGGGGUACCCACUUUGCACCUCAGUGCCCAGGACAGCCCUUUGCUGGAGGGCAGCAACGUGACUCUGGAGUGCCUGACGGAUGAAGAAGGCGAGGAUCUCAGCGGAUUCUUUUUCCAGAAAUACAGCAAGUGGCUGCACAUGUGGAUCUCUUUGGACUCCGAGAGGCAGCUGCGCUGCUGGUUCUAUGAUGUCACCGUGAGCCAUGAAGACGGGCGCCUCCUCUUGAGCAUCAGUAACCUGCAGUCCUGGCACACCGGGCCCUACCGCUGUGCCAGCUCCAACGCCACCGGCAACGCUUCCGUCUCUGAAGCUCAGGACCUGCAAGUGGAAUAUCUCCACAACGUCUUCGUGACUCGUUCAAAUACCUGGUGUGGGACCAUCGGGGAGACCGUCACGGUGGUUGAAGGGGCCAACCUGGACCUUCUUUGUUCUGCAGAUGCCUCAAAAGACCCGAUCUACGAGUGGAGCAGGGAGGGGGAUGACUGGGUUGUGGUGUCCAAGUCCUUGACUCUCCCCAAGGUGAACCGGGAGCAGAUGGGAACCUACACUUGCCAGGCCAAGCAUCCCAGCUUGCCCCAGCUAACCAAAAGCAAGUCGGUGCAGGUGUUUGUGGAAGGCAUGGAGCGUAGCUUUACGCUUGAGUCUGUGCUGACUCGAAGCACACCCAUGUUAGCCUUGGCAGUGGCCUUGCCAGCGGUGGUGCUGCUCCUGGUGGUCCUUGUGUUUGCCGUCCUGAUCCGCCGCCAUCGGGCAGCUGCCAAGAAGAAAGCGGUCCCGGAAGAUUCCGGCCAACGGACUCCCAUCUACAAAGGCAGUCUGGAAUCUGUGCCUUCGGUGGUGAUGGGGGACACACACCCUCUGGUGAUGUAAGCGGGGUCUGCAGGAUGAAAGGAAGAUUUUGUUGUUGUUUUUCUCUUUGUGUCACUUUUAAGAUCCGGGUUCUUCUGAAACUCUGGGAUGGCGGUCUCAUCAAUACACAAGUGUGACUCCUUUUCAUGUGUACAUGCUGUUGGGUUAGAAGAGAAGAGAUCGGAGCUCUCAGGGUCAAAGGUGGGGGGGGGAGGUAGGAGGGGAUUAGAUGCCGUUGGCCUGCAAUUAGCAGCUUCACUUCGCAAGGGUGUGGGGGGGGGAAAACCCAAAUUAUUUUGUGCACAGGGGUCUUCCUUUUGACAGGGUCUGUCCUCACAAGUAUUAAUCCUUUCCUGUUCAGAUCGAGACAGCUUUUUUUUUUAGUGUUUGCUUGUGCAACUUUGCGGCAGGAAGCUCAAGGAGAGGGAGACAGGGGGUUUUCUUUGGCGGGAAAGAGGAAUCUCUUCACACUGGAAUGCACUUACUGUAUUUUUAUUUGGCUGGCGUUACGAGGAAAAUUGGUAUUAAAAGAGUUGAAAACUCUCCAAAA
This is a messenger RNA of Heteronotia binoei (common prickly gecko), 1489 nucleotides long. RefSeq names its product sialic acid-binding Ig-like lectin 16. Bases 19 to 960 code for a protein of 313 amino acids. NCBI's taxonomy places the organism in Eukaryota, Metazoa, Chordata, Lepidosauria, Squamata, Gekkonidae. The record is from RefSeq and is a predicted model, not a curated record. The transcript is spliced from 8 exons. Gene Ontology annotation, cellular component: plasma membrane.